Serinus canaria (Common canary) is the source of this 3179-nucleotide messenger RNA. RefSeq names its product acyl-CoA 6-desaturase. Bases 341 to 1675 code for a protein of 444 amino acids. The record is from RefSeq and is a predicted model, not a curated record. Gene Ontology annotation, molecular function: oxidoreductase activity, acting on paired donors, with oxidation of a pair of donors resulting in the reduction of molecular oxygen to two molecules of water. Gene Ontology annotation, cellular component: membrane. Lineage: Eukaryota; Metazoa; Chordata; Aves; Passeriformes; Fringillidae. The transcript is spliced from 12 exons. Gene Ontology annotation, biological process: lipid metabolic process.
GAGGGAGGAGAAUGCCCGGGGAGGGAUGCCCGAGAGGGGGGUGCGAGGGGGCGUGUGGAAGGGGCCGAGCUUCCCUCAAAACACAGGGCUAUGUGCGAGGAUAAAGUGCAUCAGUGCGGGGACAGCCAGCCUAGGGGGCACUUCCGAGCAGGCGGAGAGAAGCGAGAAACAAAGAGAAGGGAGGACAUGAGCGAAGGCGAAGGGAGGGAGCAGGGGAUCAGCUGAGUUCAGUCCCACCAGGAAAGCUCUUCCCCUCCGGCACAUCCCCGAGAGGCGCAGGGACAGGUUCUCCCCUCUCCUCUCCCCCUCUGGUCAAGAAGACAAAGAAUCGAGCGGCCCCAUGGGGAAAGGGGGUGAGCAAGGGGGGGACUCGGGGGAGCCGGCGGCGCAGAUCCGCUUCUACACCUGGGAGGAGAUCCAGAAGCACAACCUGAGGACGGACAAGUGGCUGGUGAUAGAGCGAAAGGUUUAUAACAUCACCAAGUGGGCAAAGAGGCACCCGGGGGGCCACCGAGUCAUCAGCCACUGCGCCGGCGAAGAUGCCACGGAUGCAUUCCAGGCCUUCCACAUCAAUCCCACCUUGGUGCAGAAGUUUCUCAAGCCGUUGCUUAUUGGAGAACUCGCUCCAGGGGAGCCCAGCCAAGACCGAGACAAAAAUUCCCAGCUGGUGGAGGAUUUCCGGACCCUGCGGAAGACAGCGGAGGACAUGAACCUGUUCCAAGCCAGCCCCUUGUUCUUCUCCUGUUACCUGGGCCACAUCAUUGUCAUGGAAGUUUUGGCUUGGCUCAUGAUUUCCUACUUUGGGACCGGCUGGAUCACAACCCUCAUCCUUGCCUGCAUCCUUACAACUUCCCAGGCCCAGGCAGGGUGGCUGCAACAUGAUUUUGGACACCUCUCUGUCUUCAAGAAGUCUUCCUGGAACCACAUCGUCCACAAGUUUGUCAUUGGGCACCUGAAGGGUGCCUCUGCAAACUGGUGGAACCACCGCCACUUCCAGCACCACGCCAAGCCCAACAUCUUCCACAAGGACCCAGAUGUGAACAUGCUGCACAUUUUUGUCCUGGGAGACACACAGCCCGUUGAGUAUGGCAAGAAGAAGCUGAAGUACCUGCCUUACAACCACCAGCACGAGUACUUCUUCCUCAUCUUCCCACCUCUGCUCAUCCCUGUGUAUUUCCAAAUCCAAAUCAUCUCGACAAUGAUCAAGCACAGGUUCUGGGCGGACCUGGCCUGGGCCAUCAGCUACUACCUGCGCUACUUCGUCACCUACAUCCCGUUCUACGGCGUCCUGGGAUCCCUGUGUCUCCUCACGUUUGUCAGGUUUCUGGAGAGUCACUGGUUCGUGUGGGUCACCCAGAUGAAUCACAUUCCAAUGGAUAUUGAUUCUGAGAAGCACAGAGACUGGCUGAGCUCCCAGAUGGCAGCAACCUGCAACAUUGAGCAGUCCUUUUUCAACGACUGGUUCACUGGGCACCUGAACUUCCAGAUUGAGCACCACCUGUUUCCAACAAUGCCACGGCACAACUUCUGGAAGGUGAAGCCUUUGGUGAAGUCAUUAUGUGCCAAGUAUGGGGUCCACUAUGAGGAGAAGCCUCUCGGGAAAGCGUUCGUAGAUAUCGUUGGGUCCCUCAAGAAAUCUGGAGAGCUCUGGCUGGAUGCUUAUCUCCAUAAGUGAUCAUGAAUCUUUCUGGGGAGGUGUGAGUGACCGGGAGGGAUGGGGGGGACGUGGUGGGGGGAUUCACACUUGUGUCUUUUAUUCUCAGAUCUCAGUCUAAAUCCAGGGUUGGAGGGGAGUUUCCUGUCUUGCCAGCCGCUUCUGGUGCAGGCCCUGUUCAAUCCAUACAGAUUUAAAAUGUGCUCCAGAGGGUGGAAAGCAAGGCCAGCAGUGCAAAUGUUUAAAAAGGGGACAUUAAUAUCUGACCUUGACCUUCUUUUCACAAGAUUUGUUCUCAUUCUGCCUAAACCACACAAACCCUGAUUCACACCUAAGGGGUUUCAGGCCUCAGUGAGUGUUUGCAAUCCAAGGACACCCCAGUCAGCUCAUGCCUCUUUCCCAUGUUGGUGUGGAAGAGGAAUCACAUGCCACGGGCCUGGCAGCUGCUGGACUGUGCUUCCAGCCCUGUCCAGAGCGCAGCUCCCUCCUUUCCCUGCCUGCUGCCCUUGUCUAACCAUAGCAUCCCUUUAGUGCAAGCUGUGACCCUGGCCCUGCACAGCUAACCCCUAACCACAGCAGGGUUAACAUAGCCGCGUUUUUAAGAUCAGCCCCUCCUACCAGGGGUCUGUAGAAGAUUUCUGGGUUUAAACAGCAAAAGGUCUCCUUUAGGAGAGGGUCUGUUUUCUCUUUAAUGAGCAGCAGGUCUGGCACAGCCAAUCGUCAGUAAAUCACACAAAAGACCAAAACAAUCAAACAAAACGUGCUAAUUGCUCCUCAGUGCUCCAGGGGAACCACAAACGGCCUUUUCACCAUCCUGCCCUGCAGAAACCCAGAGUUCUGCCUGUCUGCACAUGCCUGGCAGGCACCGAGCCUCUUCCUGCCUGCCCGAGGCCAGGAGCCAUGGCACUGUUCACCCUUUCCUUGGGAACAAUCGCAGGAGAAAAGGAGUUCUCCCCGCAAAAGGAGGAGCUGCUCAAAUGCCAGCUGGAAUCAGCCCUGCCCAGGCUGUGCUGCCGAUCAGAGACCUUUGGAGAACCCUCUCACAAGCUGUCUAAAAUUCCAUUUCCUGCCCAGCACCUAAUUACCAAAAUUCACUAAUAACUUAUCAGGAGAUACAGUUGGACAGCUUCCAGGUGCUUCUGGAACAGGUGACCUGACCCCAAAUAAAUUCAGGGGUUCAGGUUCAGCUGCAACACAACAGAAGAGAUAUUUGGUUUAGGACAAAGGGCCAUGGUUCCAAAAGCAGCCUCCAGCUCCAGCAUCUGCCUCAGUGCUCCCUGGAAACACCAGGAGGGAGACUCUGGUUACUUUGCACGCCUCAUUACUUCCCUGGGCUCUGAAACUGGAUCCUCUCUGUCAAAUCCCUGAAUCCUAGCAGCAUCCCACAGAAUCAGCAAGGUGCUUCAUCAUGAAUAGAGAUGACUCUGGGACUGUGGCCAGCAUUGCAAAAAAAAAAAAAAAUAAAAUAAUGUAUUCCCUCCCCACCCUCUUUGGAGAAUAAAAUGAGAUUUUAUCUUUGCUUACA